AUGCUCCUUUGGGGCGGCUUCGGCCUCGGUGUCCGUUUCUUACAACUCUCAAUCGAAAAGCGACCUUACUUCAACCGGGGCUCGCUGUGGGCGUGGCCUCUGUUCGCGGGCGUAGGAGGCACUUUCGGGUACUGGCUUAUGGGGAUUGAGGAGAGGCAGUUGGCUAUUCUUGGGGCGAGACGAGCGUCGAUAUUGGAGAAGAGGGCGAGGAGGAAGGAAGUUGUUGAGGAGGAAUCGUGA
This is a messenger RNA of Glarea lozoyensis ATCC 20868, 240 nucleotides long. RefSeq lists its product as uncharacterized. Lineage: Eukaryota; Fungi; Ascomycota; Leotiomycetes; Helotiales; Helotiaceae. Bases 1 to 240 code for a protein of 79 amino acids. The record is from RefSeq and is a predicted model, not a curated record. The transcript has 2 exons.